Molecule: messenger RNA, 432 nt
Organism: Effrenium voratum
Lineage: Eukaryota; Dinophyceae; Suessiales; Symbiodiniaceae
Source: the annotation of a GenBank genome assembly
AUGUACCCGGUGGAUCCUUUGUCGGUGGAAGGCCGCACCUUGGAUAGCCACAGCCGAUGUCCGGACCCCCCGCCCGCGCUGGCCUUUGCGCAAGUGGCGAACACCCUCACAGGUUCUUUGGACGAUGACGUGGAGCUUUACUUCGAGCAUCCGUAUCAGGAGGCCUUCGACCAGGCCGCGGCGGCGCAGCAGCUGGCGGCGAAGUCCGCACAGCCCAAGGAUCUGCUGGAGGUGUGCGAAGCCGCCUGGACACAGCUCUACGGGGAAGCGCUGACCAACUGGGAGGAGGACCUCGCAUUGGGCGGCUUUGUGCACCGCGUGACUGGACACCGGGCCCAGAAGGAUCCCCGGUCGCACCUGCUCCGCGAAAUGCAGCUGGGUUGUUUCCUGCUGGCCCGAGUUCGCGUUCAGCUCGGCAUCGAGUCACGAUGA